AUGCGUGGCUGCGUGCGCGGGCCUCGCGAGCUCGCGCACGCCGCCCCUCGCUGUACGGGGCUGUGGCGGCCUCUUCCUCCUGCAUCCGGCGCAGGACGCGGUGGCCGCGACCGGAGCCGGGAGCCAGGGGCCGCGGGGCUCUUCGUCUCCCCUGUGCUUGCCGUGUGCUCUCCUGCGCGCCUGCAGACUCAGCAGGCUGGGAAGGGAGCGGCAGCAGCGCGAGGUCCCCAGCCGAUGGGCAGCCCCUGGGCGCGCUGAGGGGCCGGGCUACUAGCAGCUGAGAAAAUGAUGCAUCCAGUUGCCAGCAGUAAUCCAGCUUUCUGUGGGCCUGGCAAGCCUUCUUGUCUCAAUGAAGAUGCUAUGAGAGCUACAGACCAGUUUGAAAUAUAUUCUUCCCAGCAAAGCAAAUACAGCCACACAGUCAGCCACAAAGCUAUGGCAUGUCAGAGGCAAGAUCCAUUAAGUGAAGCACACUUGCAGACUACAAGUGGCAGAAGCAUAGAAAUAAAAGAUGAACUAAAGAAAAAGAAAAAUCUCAACCGAUCUGGUAAGCGAGGCCGACCUUCGGGAACUACCAAAUCAGCAGGAUACCGGACCAGCACAGGCAGACCCCUGGGAACCACCAAAGCAGCUGGAUUUAAAACAAGUCCAGGCAGACCUUUGGGUACAACUAAAGCUGCGGGGUACAAAGUCAGCCCAGGGAGACCUCCAGGUAGCAUUAAAGCUCUGUCCCGUCUUGCCGACCUUGGUUAUGGCUGUGGCACUGCUGCUUUUCCCUAUCCUAUGUUACAUGGCCGAGCAGUUCAUGGAGUUGAGGAAACCAGCAGUGAAAUCAAGCCACCCAGUGAGUGAAUGAGGCAGAGAAAGAGGGCUUGAUUUAGAAGGAAAAUUGUUAAUAAUCCCAAAGCUUCUUCAUUUUAUGACCUAGUCUUUCCAAUUUUUUGUUUGAUUUUUUUUUUUUUCCUGCUUUUGCUCAAAAGCUGCCAUCUGCUGACAGAUGCACUGAGGGGCACUAGCAGUGACAUUCUCUUUGUACAUAGGUUUAAUUGUAACACUCAAAUAGUUUUUGCCUUUUCUUUAGUGUUAUGGUUGUGUCUCCUAUUUCAUAGAUACUUUGGGGAUGAUUCUAAAUAGAUGAUUUAUGUAUUACACAACUGAAACCAUUAUACCUAUUAAUUUGUGAAGUAAGCCUACACUAUCAUAAAGUUAACAUGUUAGGUAUUUUAAACUGAUGAAACAAAGCAAACUAAUGAUUCAGGAUUACUUGAGGUAAUGGCUGUGAGUUUUUGUAACAUUUCUUUUCAUGAGAUAGGACACAGAUAUUUGGUAUUUGCUUUGGUAUUUACAUAGACCUAAGUUGAUCUUAUUUUUGAUGUUCAAGGUUUAAGCAGGUUCUUAUUUAUUGAUCUACAUGGCAUUCAUUGGUUUAACCAUAUUUCUAAAAGAAUUAUUUAAUAUUUACCUUUCAGCGAUGGUAGGUUAUAUAUUUUUUAAUUAUCUAACAGCAUAUAUACCAAACACUACCAAAAAUUCAUAUUUACAAGAAAUUUAAACUUUUUUAUAAAACUGACAUAACAUACAAUGUGUUGUAAGAAUAGCAUAUUUAAUAGAAAGAGAAACAUUCUUAAGGUCUGCCUGUAGCUAUAGUCAUUACAUUUUAAUGCCUUUCAUAUACUUAAUGAUUUUUACUAAAGCAUUAUGUUUAAAAUAUUUGUUGAAGUGUUCUUCAAAAUGUUUUUAGGGGCUUUUGUUUGCUUGUCUUCUUUUGUUUUUGUUUUUUUCCCUGAGAAAUUCUCCCAUUCAUGAGCCAGGGGAAAUAGCACAGUGAUUUAUGAAUAGACUUUCAUGCCUGAGGCUUGUUUAAUCCCUGGCACCACCAUCAACCAGAGCUGAGCUGUGCUCUGGUCAGAAAAAGAAAUUCUCAAUUGCUUUACUUACUAUGCCUGAGGUUUAUAUCUGCCAAAGGAUACAAAUUGAAUGGUAGACUGUAAAACUGGUAGAAUCAAACACAGUUUUUUGAUUGCCAGAACACAAAUAGUAAGACAUAUAUAGGAAUUCAUCUAUGCAUGAAACAUGUACAAAAUAACUUCAUUAGUUUAAUUAAAAAUUUAAUUGUGGUUCCUUUGAGACCACUCAAUCUGGAAGGGGGAAAAAACUCCCAACUAGUUAGAAGCAAGUGAGAGAGAAAAAGGUGCUGGCUAGAUAAGAUACGUAGAGAGAGGGAAAUCUCUGUCCUCCCUCUUCUGAAAUUUUCUUUGUAAUACACAUUUUUAUUCUAAGUUGGUUCUAAAUAAACUGUUACAAACUUUGGAUUUGAAAAUAUCCACUGAACUUUAAGGUUGCAGAGUAUGUAUUUGCUAUUUUAAAUGCCUUUGAGAUUAUAAUGUAGAUUUGCAGGACCCAGAAACUUUUAACAGGAUUUUUAAAGGGCGCAUAUGAUAUUUGGGCUUGCUCUCAGUUAAUACAUACUCUGAUUGCAAAUGGAUGUCAUGUUUCAUACCUUUUUUAUCAGGAAAAAAGCAGCAAGCCUUCAGGUGUUCCAGUGAUGCCUGACACAAUGAGCUGGACUUUAUGCUGCUCUUUACAGUAAGGUGUUGCAUUCUAUGUGGGGACUUUGUGUGCACUGGCAUAUGACAGUGACCUCAAUAAUUUUAGCUUUGCACAAAUAGUAGAGAACAAUGUUGGUUGAAUACAUAAUCAGUUAUAUCAUUCUGGCAGCUAAAUCGCUUAAUUAAAGAGUUCCUUCUUGCAGAAGCUUAAAAUAUAAAAAUUUCAAUAAUUUACUCAGAACAGUAUAACUUCUGACACACACAAAUGCUUAUGUCUUUAUUUGUGUGAUCAUCAAUCGACUUUUAGUGUGCAUCAUUUAGUUAUUUCUUGAAGUGAUGUCUCAGCAGUUGACUACUUAGAAAUCCCCUUUUGGUUUCCUAGACAAAAUUGUUUAAUUAAAUGUUGUACCAUAAAUUAAGAUACUGUUGUCAAAGAUUUGGUUGCAUAUUGUGUUUUAUAGACUAUAUGUUUGACAUUUCUUUUUCAGUUUGUUUUCAUUCCUGAUUUUGUUAAACACCCUUCCCUUUGCUACAUACAUCCUUCUUCCCCUCUCCGUCUUUCAGCACAUUUACUCAGUGGUGCUGUGCUGUGUGUCAGAAGAUAAAACGUGUUAUUGUCUAUGGAAUUUUGUAUACAUGUUAAUGAAACAGUGAAAUCAACUAAAGGAAGUAUGUUCAUAACAAUGUUUAUCAAUAUCAGGAGCUAUGUCCCGGGGAAAAAGAGGGACGAAUGACUACAGUUAUGAGUGGAUACCAUCGUUUAGAAAGCUGAAUUUGCUGUUCAUGAGCAGUUACGUGGAGUAUUAAGUCUGUAUGCUGGUGAGCAUCUCCUGAUCACUUCCUUUUCUUAUGAACAGUUUAUUGGUGCCAUGCUGAAGAGAAAGACAUCUAAGUGAUAACAUGAAGUCUUAAAAUAGAAAAUAUUUUUACUUCUCUAUACACUAAAGACUACAUUGUGCAUCUUUUGUAACACUGUCUCUUGUCAUGAUAAACACUGAAAUAGCAUGUUAAACAAUUGCCUAUACUUUAAUAUUAUCAGUUGAGGAAAACUGGCCUUUUCCUCCUCUGUAAGAUUGUUCCUUGAACGAGAAAUUGCUAAUUUUAUAUUGUGUAAUUCUGUUCUUCACAAAAUAGGUUUCACUAUUCUGUAGUAAAACUUGGUCAGAAAAUGAUCUGCUAUUCAAGUAAGUUUGCUUUACUUUUUUCUUUAAAAAUAUUAUAACAUGCCUUAUUUAUUCUUACCAAUUAACAAAUAAGGAGCUAAUACAGUUAAGUUUUCAUUUUUUGACAGAUAUAAUCUUGCAUAACUAAUCUUUAGUAUGGGAUGAUUUUGAUACUAUCUUUGGAGUUUUGCACCGGAUAUUAAAAAAAUAAAUAUAUGACACUGUAUAUUAGAAGAAAUGCAUCUGGUUGAUUUUUAAUAUUUGGGGACUUUUUAAAAAUCAGUGUUUCAAUUAGACUAAAAAGUUCUUUAUAUUUUUAUUUACUUUUUAAAUGAAAUGUCUGUCAAAGUAAUGAAAGUAAGUCAUUCCAAAGUGAUGUUUGUCUCAAUUUAGAUGUAUAUUUUCAUGACAUAAGAAUAUAGUUUCUUUGAAUUAAGGAGGAAAAAAAUUACCUGGAUCCAUUUAUUAGACUAAAGGUGAUCCAUCCGGUGUAAGGAAAACCAGUGUAUGAGCUAGAGAAGAAAACUCCUUUAUGUCUAAGAAGCUUUAAAAGCAAUUCAGGGAAUGUUGACAAUACUACUUACUACUCUAUUAGUCAUUGUCUCAAUAUGCAGUAAAAAUUUAAAUCCCUUUAUAGUAAAAUAUAAAUUCACGACUCAAAAUAUUCUUUCCCUGGACAUAAAGUAUUUUGAUGCUAUUAUGUUUUUGUGUUUAUUUUAGCUUAACUAUACUCUAUAAAACUCUAGGAUGUAUCUAAAUCUUUCCUUUGCUUUUCCCCCCUCCUCCAAAGUAGAUAAAUUUGUGCUCUCACAUAUAAUGUAUUUAAUUAUUUGAAAUUUUAAUGCAAUAGUAAAUCAAGAGUGUGAUUGAUUUAUAGUAAUCAGACCACUUUGAUUCUUUAUAAGUGUCACAGUUUCUUUUUUCUGCAGAUAAUUACAGAGAAAAUAACUACCAAUUAACCAAUAAAAGCACGCUGUCCUCUGCUGUAAAAAGUCUGAAUAGAUACUGUGUAUGUUUUUAUGUCCAUGAACUUGAGCUACUCGUGUGCAAUUAUGUGUAUGGGAAUGGAGUAGUGUUCAUGAUUUGUUACCUACAUCAUCAUAUGGAUGUAUAUUUAUUAAUAAAGUCAUUACCUUAAGACCA
Molecule: messenger RNA, 4855 nt
Organism: Erinaceus europaeus (western European hedgehog)
Lineage: Eukaryota; Metazoa; Chordata; Mammalia; Eulipotyphla; Erinaceidae
Gene: C2H5orf24
Product: chromosome 2 C5orf24 homolog
Exons: 2
Coding region: 286-852 (188 amino acids)
Source: RefSeq, a predicted model, not a curated record